AUGCAGUUUAUCACUAUCAUCCUCUGUUUAUUUUGGCUACUCCUUGAAGUUUGUUUUGCUUAUCCAACGGCCAGAGCAGAUCAAGUACCCCAGAAUGAAUACGAUUUUAUCAUUUGUGGGGGAGGUACGGCAGGCUUGGUUUUAGCGAACCGGUUAUCGGAAUCCGGAAAGCAACGCGUGCUGGUUCUUGAAGCAGGACCAGAGCCUUCUGUCGUCGCUGCGUAUGAAACGCCGGGUGGGAACCAGUUUCUCAGUGGGACCGCAAUUGACUGGAACUUUUACACAAGCCCACAGGAGAAUCUAGACGGACGGAUUCUACCAUAUCAUCGCGGUAGAGCCUUGGGGGGGAGCAGUGUCACGAACGGUCUGUACUAUGCGCGUGGAAGUGCCAGUAUAUACGACCGAUGGGAAGCGCUCGGGAAUCCCGGUUGGGCUUGGAAGGAUGUUUACCCUAUGUUCUUGAAGAGUACUCACUUUAACCCUCCGGCCCCAAACAGCCAAUUUGACCAAAGCUUCCAAACAUGGGAUCCCAGUGUCUAUGCUGAUGGACCUCUGGAAAUCGGAUUUCAAGGAUUCGUGCCUGAAACAAGCGUGGCCUUUAUUCGUGCCUGUGAAGCGGCGAAUAUACCCAUCGUGAAUGAACUAAAUGCAGGAAACGGCACCGGCAUCAAGCAAGGAACUGCUAAUUUGGAUAGCAGAUAUAGACGUAGCUCGAGCUAUGAUGGCUUUUAUAAACAGGCUGCAUCUCGGCCUAAUCUAGAUGUUCGCCACUAUGCCACUGUUACUAAUAUUGUGGUGGAUGGUGCCACUGCACGAGGAGCAGUAUAUAUUGACCAGAGGACGAGUUUAGUCCAUAAUAUAGUUGCAGCAAAGGAGGUUAUUGUCAGCAUGGGAGCGUUUCAUUCCCCCCAGCUAUUGAUGCUAUCGGGUAUAGGGCCAGCUACAGAGUUGGCAAAGGUCGGCGUUGAACCUGUCGUGGUCAAUGAAAACGUUGGACAGCAUCUCAACGAUCACUCCGUGUUCAGUAUCAUGGCUGUUGUUCAGCCACAUGGCUCGACAUCCCAGAUGACCUCAACAUUCGCUAUGCUAAGCGAAGCGCAGACCCAGUUUUACAGCAAUCUCUCUGGCCCCUACACCGCUCCGUCCGGAAUCACUAACGGCUUCCAGAAAUUAACUGAAAAUGAGCUUCAGUCGAUUGGCGCCGGUGAAGUGAUUGCAGAAGGCUUGCAAAACCAGUCUCAUGUUGAGUACCUAUACGAGUCGAUCUUCUACCCGGGUGGACCAACCCCCUUCUACGCACCGAAGGAGAACGAGUCAUAUAUUUCUUUAACUGCGUCGAGUCUCGUGGCCCUCUCUCGGGGGAAUAUAUCACUGAGAUCAAACUCUAUGAGCGAGCCUCCAAGCAUCAACCCUAAUUAUUAUAGCCAUCCGACCGACCGUAUCAUUGCAGUUCACUCAUUUCGAUAUCUGCGAAAGAUUCUAGCUCACCCAGAACUCGCGCAGUUUACCAUAGGGCCCAAUAACGGUGAAGUCAGCCCUGGUCCUUCAAUUAGUGAUGACGAUGAUAAGGCUAUUUUUGAGUAUAUCAAAGCUAAUACUAUUCCAAAUUGGCACGCCUCCGGAACGAAUCGAAUGCUGCCAUUUGAAGCUGGUGGGGUAGUAGAUUCGAGAUUGAGGGUGUAUAACGUCUCCCAUCUGAGAGUUGUUGACUGCAGUAUUAUUCCUCACUUGCCGGAUGUGAAUAUCCAAGGUCCUGUGUUUAUGAUAGGUGAGAAAGGAGCACAGAUGAUUCGGGAAGAUUAUGGGGACUUGUAA
Molecule: messenger RNA, 1815 nt
Organism: Aspergillus alliaceus
Lineage: Eukaryota; Fungi; Ascomycota; Eurotiomycetes; Eurotiales; Aspergillaceae
Product: GMC family oxidoreductase
Exons: 8
Coding region: 1-1815 (604 amino acids)
Biological process (GO): secondary metabolite biosynthetic process
Molecular function (GO): flavin adenine dinucleotide binding; oxidoreductase activity, acting on CH-OH group of donors
Source: RefSeq, a predicted model, not a curated record